This is a messenger RNA of Pichia membranifaciens NRRL Y-2026, 2211 nucleotides long. RefSeq lists its product as hypothetical. The transcript is spliced from 4 exons. The coding region runs from base 1 to 2211 and encodes 736 amino acids. Gene Ontology annotation, molecular function: DNA binding; 5'-3' DNA helicase activity; ATP binding. The record is from RefSeq and is a predicted model, not a curated record. NCBI's taxonomy places the organism in Eukaryota, Fungi, Ascomycota, Pichiomycetes, Pichiales, Pichiaceae.
AUGUCAUCCCCGAAUCAAUUAUUAUCCGACAGGUUUCUGUCUGCUCUCGCUGUGGAGAAAAGGGAGGACUAUGAAACUACCCACCAGUUACUUUCAACAACGCCUCCGAAAGUAUUGGCACGGAAUGGAUUGGCAAUUCUCAAUCUUGUGAUUGAAAACAUCAGGAAGAGCAUAGGGGGAAAACUCAUACUGGAGUUAGCACUAGACGGUGCAAUAUCUGGCCCAACAGGAGACAUUGUUAGAAUUGAUACGAACCCAAGUGGGAACCAGGCUUCCAUCGUGAAAAAGCUACAGAAUUCAUCGAAGAACGAGGACACCGAAAACCUUGAAACGGAGCAAAAACCACUGGAAGGCGUGAUAACUUCAUCAUCAAAUGCGAAGAUAUGUGUUGCACUGACCAAUGCAGGACAAGAUGCUGCUGGAAAGGAUGACUCGAACGCUGAUCGUGCGUGGGAGUUGCAAUCCUCUGGUAAACGUGUUUGGAUAGUCAAAGUCAGUAACGAAUCAACAUACAGAAGAAUGGAAUCCACCCUUAGAAAGCUAUCCGAAUUUUCAUUGGAAUCUAUUUCUUCAACUCAGGAAUAUGCCCCUCCAAUUGUUCAAUAUUUAUUGGGUACCAAAGAGUAUUUUCUCCCAUCCUCCACCGAGCUCUCAAAUAUCGACAAAGUUGUAACCUUCAAAAACAAAAACCUCAAUGACUCACAGCAAAAUGCAAUAAAAUUUGGCCUUGUGUCACCGUUGACUAUAGUUCAUGGUCCUCCCGGGACGGGAAAAACUUCUACCUUGGUCGAGUACAUAAUACAACACCUUGAGCUGUUCCCUGACAAGAGAAUAUUGAUUACUGCACCAUCAAAUAUUGCCGCUGAUACGAUAAUUGAAAGAUUGUCAAACUAUUUUCAGAAUGAUGAUAGCAAAUUGGUGAGAAUAGGUCAUCCUGCACGUAUAUUAGCAUCGACAAGAAAACAUUCACUUGAUUUCCUUGCCUCACAGGUAGGUGGAGAAGAAUUAGAUGAUCUAACAAAUGAUUUAUCUAAACUCGAGAAAGAAGUACGGAAACCAAGGACAAGUAAACAUUAUGUUGAUAGGAAAGAGUUGUGGAGAGAAAUCAAGGAUCUCAAUAAAGAGUUUAGGUUCAGAAGCAAAAAAUGUGUUCGUGACGUUCUUAUUGGGGCCAAAGUGGUUGUGGCCACUCUACAUGGUUCUGGCUCGUGGGAAAUUGUUGGAAAUCUAUAUAACUUUGACAAGACAACAACCAACCUCAAAGGGUUUGGCAAAGGAUUCUUUCAUACUGUCAUAAUCGAUGAAGUAUCUCAAGCUUUGGAGCCUGCAUGCUGGAUACCUAUUAUUAACCAUUGUCCGGACAAGUUGGUUCUUGCAGGUGACAAUAAGCAGCUUCCUCCUACUAUCCACGUUAGGAAAGAUGACACCACCAACAAACGUGCUUUUGAUACUCUUUCUCAAUCUUUGUUUGACCGUGUUGUUCGAACUUACGGAGGAAUUGAACAAGAAAUUCCAUUCAUCAAGUUCUUAGAUAUACAGUACCGCAUGUGUGAGAAAUGUAUGGAGUUCCCUAGCAAUGAAUGGUAUAAGGGAAAAUUGAGGGCUGCCGACUCAGUAAAGGAUUGCAGAGUCAUUGACUUGAUAAAAAAGCAUAGACUUGACGACCUAGUGGAGCAAGUAAUAUGGUUUGAUACGCAAGGUGGAUCCUGCCCGGAGUCUGUCGAAGAAUCUUCCGAUAUCUCAGGAAAACUAUUGGGUGUUGGAGGUUCCAAGUAUAAUAUUGGAGAAUGCUACGCUGUCCAACGACAUAUUGCUGCGUUGAUUAGUUUGGGCGUCAAAGAAGAGGAAAUUGGUGUCAUUGCUCCGUAUAGUGCUCAGGUUGCGAGAUUGAGAUCGCUUAUAUCUGUGUUUCCUGGGAUCGAAAUUAGCACUGUUGAUGGUUUCCAAGGGAGAGAAAAGGAAAUUAUUAUUUUAUCCCUUGUUCGAUCGAAUUUCGGGGACUUUGGUGACUCGAAGAAUAGCAAUUGGGAGUCUGCCGAUGUUGGAUUUUUGUCUGACUUUAGAAGGUUGAAUGUUUCUAUCACACGUUGCAAGAAACAGCUUGCAAUAGUUGGUGAUAUGGAAACGUUAGAGCAGAGUGGAAUCAAAAUGCUCAAAGACUGGACAGAAUGGUGUUCUGAAAAAGCCGACAUCAGAUAUCUGGAUAUCUAA